AAUUCGUAUUAUUUUAGCUUGGACAUGAAUGCAGCACUGUGCACAGCUGUAUACAUUUGUUUAAAGGUUUUUAUUGGGGCGGAGAGCUGGAAAGUUCGCACUGUUUUGAAUGCAGUAGUUGCAUAUGGUGGCCAACAAGCUGCUCUGCAAGGACCUGGCAGAAUAUGCCUUCUUGGGUAACAAGUGCUUCAAGCAGAUCCUGGAUGAAGUCCCUAAGGCAUCUGGUGGUUCUCUCCUCUCUCUGUUGUUUUAUCUCUGGGUACUCUGACAAAGAUAGAGUACGUGAGUUGAUGUCCAAAUAUCCUCUCAUUGAUGGUCAUAAUGACCUUGCUCUCCAGCUGAGGAAACUUCACAACAACCGUCUGAGCAAAAUGGACCUUCAUAAUGUUAGCAAACUGGCCACCGACAUUAACCGUCUCCAAGCAGGCCAAGUACAGACGCAGAUGUUUGCAGUCUAUGUGAUGUGUGGGGCCCAGGAGAAGGAUGCCGUGAGGCUGGCUCUGGAACAAAUAGAUGUGGUCCGGCGCAUGUGCACAGAGUACCAGGAGUUUGAGCUGGUCACAUCUACCCAGGAGUUGAAGAAUUAUGAGUCGAGUCGUAAGAUAGCCUGUCUGAUUAGUCUUGAGGGGGGGCACGCCAUUGACAGCAGCCUGCCAGCCCUGCGGAUGUUUUACCAACUUGGGGUCCGCUCCAUGGCACUCACACACACCUGCAAUACACCCUGGGCUGAAUCCUCUUCAAAACUGUACAAUAUCUAUCAAAGACAGAACGACAGCCUGACAAACUUUGGAAAGGCCGUGGUGGAGGAGAUGAACAGAUUGGGAAUGAUAGUGGAUCUUUCCCACACUUCUUGGGAGACGGCCUGGGCAGCGCUGAAGCAUUCAAAGGCCCCAGUUAUUUUCAGCCAUUCGUCUUCCUUCUCCAUCUGCAACCAUGAACGCAACGUACCUGACUGGCUGCUGCAAGAGCUGAAAAAGAAGCAGGGGCUGAUCAUGGUGAAUCUUCACAGCAAAUUCAUAUCCUGCAGGGAAGAAGCAAACGUCUCUCAUGUGGCUGACCAUUUUGACCACAUUAAGAGGUUGAUUGGAGCUGAGUCGAUAGGAAUUGGAGGGGACUAUGAAGGUGCUGUGAGCUUUCCGAGAGGGUUAGAGGAUGUGUCAAAGUAUCCCGCCCUGAUCCUGGAACUCCUGCGAAGGAACUGGACUGACAAUGAGUUAGCUGAUGUCCUUCGAAGGAAUUUCCUGCGAGUGUUCGAGGGGGUCGAGAUGGUCCGUGAUCAGUUGAAUAGGACCAGGCCCAGUGAGAUCCAGAUCUCCUUAGAGGAGGUGCAGAACCAGUGUCGGCUGGUCCUCAGACCUCCUGACAAGAGAGGCCAAGUGGACCGGAGCGGCACCUCCAGACCCCGACAGGAAACAAAACUUCUGCUAAUCCUCUCCAUAGUUCUGCUGCUCUCCAGCCUUCUUAUGUUUGAGUGAAUAUUUAGAAGGUUCAGCUACACCUUGGUUUUUAAAGUGUAUCUUUUUAUAAUAAUACAUUAUGAAAAAUAAACAUUUAGUGUGUUUCCCCUUGUGGGUGAAAAAUAACCUCUAUAUAAAGUAUAUAUAUAUAUAUAUAUAUAUAUAUAUAUAUAUAUAUAUAUAUCUAUACAUUCAUCUUCAGUCCUCUGAAAGGCACUCAACCUUUCAUUUUGGACUUUAUUACAUAUUUAGGUUGUUGCUGUUGAAUCUUGGCUGACACCAUCUCUAUGAGAUAUGAGAUAUGAGAUAAAGGUGAAUAAUGAAGCUGAUCAAUAAAACUGCACAAUUGCUACAUUGGUAAGUUGUAUGAAAUCUUUAUUUUUAUAUGAACUUUUUUUUGUGCAGCAAUUAAAAAAAGCUGUGGGAACAGUUUAUAAAUGCUAAUUGUAUUUGAUCUUAAAGCAUAAGAUGUUUUGGAGAUGUACGGGGUUCUGUAUUUAAAAGUGAGCUAUACUACCCUGUGGCCAAUCAGAAAGCUGUUAAAGAAAUAUAUGAAUGUGUUUUUCUAUCUUAUACAUCAUGUGGAAGAUAAUCAGUUUAUGUAAGAGCUUGGUCAAAAAAUAAACAAUCAUAGCUUUUCUAAAAUACUGCCUUUCUCAAUAAAAUGAAGAAAGUUUAUUGUGUCCACAUUUGAAUUGCUGAAAACAUAUUUGAAUUGCUGGUGAGGGACAAUGGUUUAAGUGGGAAUAAUCAACUCUAUGGUUUUCUUGGAAAAAGAGAUAUUUAUUGAAGUGAAGGGAAGAGAAAUUCCUAGCAUUUUGUGGUUUGUUUUUUUUACAACUGUAUAAUUGUCAUGCUUGAUCCGUAACAUAUAAAACACUCGCCUUGUACAGAUUAUUUAUCCCACAUAAAAAUAAACAGUUGAUUUCUA
Molecule: messenger RNA, 2388 nt
Organism: Eleginops maclovinus (Patagonian blennie)
Lineage: Eukaryota; Metazoa; Chordata; Actinopteri; Perciformes; Eleginopidae
Gene: dpep2
Product: dipeptidase 2
Exons: 11
Coding region: 165-1475 (436 amino acids)
Biological process (GO): proteolysis
Molecular function (GO): metallodipeptidase activity
Source: RefSeq, a predicted model, not a curated record